Molecule: messenger RNA, 1257 nt
Organism: Bufo bufo (common toad)
Lineage: Eukaryota; Metazoa; Chordata; Amphibia; Anura; Bufonidae
Product: carboxypeptidase A2-like
Exons: 11
Coding region: 1-1257 (418 amino acids)
Biological process (GO): proteolysis
Molecular function (GO): metallocarboxypeptidase activity; zinc ion binding
Source: RefSeq, a predicted model, not a curated record
AUGAAACUUCUGCUGUUCCUCACUGCCCUAGUGGCAGGCGUGCUUGGUGAAAAGACAUUUAUAGGAGAGCAAGUGCUCAGGAUCAAAGCAAGCAAUGGUGACCAAAUUGUUCAGUUGCAGGACCUGCAAUCACUGGCACACCUCCAGCUUGAUUUCUGGACCAACCCUUCGAACCCAGAAAUACCGGUGGAUGUCCGAGUUCCCUUUGAAAGUCUUCAGUCAGUGAAGAUCUAUCUGGAAUCCAACAAGAUUGAUUACUCCAUAAUGAUUGAAGACCUACAGGAGGUGAUUAAUGCCGAGAAACAGGAGAUGAUAAGCAGUGAAAGGAAGGAACGUAACUCUGGUGCCUUCAACUAUGGGGCUUACCACACAUUAGAUAAUCUGUACAGGGCUAUUGAUGCUAUCAUGCUGGAUUACAAGUCAAUUGUUAGCAAACAGCUGAUUGGACAUUCAUAUGAGGGACGUCCUCUUUAUGUUAUUAAGUUCAGCACUGGUGCCAAUCGUCCUGGCAUAUGGAUUGAUGCUGGCAUUCACUCCCGAGAAUGGGUCACCCAAGCUACUGCUCUCUGGACUGCACAUAAGCUUGCUGCUGAAUAUGGAAAGGAUGCAUUUGUAACCUCUCUGUUGAACAAUUAUGACGUAUUUCUCCUGCCCGUUACAAAUCCUGAUGGAUAUGCCUUCACCCACACAACUAACCGUAUGUGGCGUAAAACCCGCUCCAUUAGAAGUGGUAGCCGAUGUGUUGGUGUAGACCCUAACAGAAACUGGAAUGCUGGCUUUGGGGGUCCAGGAGCCAGUUCAGACCCUUGCUCUGACUCAUACUUUGGACCAAAGGCAGAGUCUGAGGUGGAAGUAAAGGCGGUUGCUGACUUUAUUAGGGGACACAGCAAUAUUAAAGGCUUCAUAAGCAUCCACAGCUACUCCCAGCUUCUGAUGUUCCCUUAUGGAUAUAAGUGUACCAAGCCUGCUGAUUUUGAAGAACUUAACGAUGUUGGCAAUGCUGCGGCAAUGGCAUUGCGCUCCUUGUAUGGCACCCAGUAUAAGGUUGGAACAAUCUGCUCCACUAUUUAUCAAGCCAGUGGUGGAAGUAUUGACUGGACCUACGACGUUGGAAUCAAAUAUUCGUUUGCCUUUGAGCUUAGAGACACAGGACGUUACGGUUUUCUGCUUCCAGCCAAUCAAAUCUUGCCAACAGCACAGGAGACCUGGUUGGGGCUGAAGAAGAUUCUUGAGCACAUAAGAGACAACCCUUAUUAA